This is a messenger RNA of Drosophila grimshawi, 4527 nucleotides long. Its product is annotated as ankycorbin. The transcript is spliced from 7 exons. Gene Ontology annotation, biological process: protein localization to ciliary inversin compartment. The coding region runs from base 6 to 4316 and encodes 1436 amino acids. Gene Ontology annotation, molecular function: protein binding. Gene Ontology annotation, cellular component: ciliary inversin compartment. The record is from RefSeq and is a predicted model, not a curated record. Lineage: Eukaryota; Metazoa; Arthropoda; Insecta; Diptera; Drosophilidae.
UCAAAAUGUUCGCCAGCCCAUUGGAGUUCGAUGUCGUGCUGCGCGCCAAAAUGGCCAAUGUGAAUUUGCCCCAACUGUUGCGGCAACGUGACCGUAGCAACCGCAACGCGCUGCAUUAUUGUGCCGCGCAGGAUUUGGAGCAGACGCACGACCUCGUGGCUGCCGCAAGCAUUGCAAUUGCAGCUCCCGAGCUGCUGGAGUCGGCGGAUGAAGAUGGCUUCACGCCGCUUCACUUGGCUGUUAUUCAGGGCAACUUGGCGAUGGUCAAUUUGCUGCUAGCGAACAAAGCCGAUGUGAAUGCGGUGGACAAUGAAGGUCACUCUGUGGUGCACUGGGCAACGGUAUGUGGCGAAAUCGAGGCACUCCGCGCAGUUCUGGCAGCCGGUGCUGGAGUCGCCAAGCCCGAUGUUAAUGGUGGCACUCCGCUUCACUAUGCGGCCCAAAUGUGCGGCGCCAGCUAUGACAGCAAGCUGCAGUCCAAUUCCAGCAAGUUGGCUCUGGAAAUUAUUGGCAUUCUUUUGGCCCAUCCGCAGACCAGCGUCGAUGUUCAGGACAAAGACGGCCGCCAACCGCUGCUCUGGGCCGCAUCUGCGGGCUCGGCCAAGGCAGUCAUUGCCCUGGUAAAGGCGGGUGCACGUGUGGAGAGUGCCGAUAAGGAUGGCCUUACUGCACUGCAUUGUUCCGGCUCGCGUGGUCACACCGAAUGCAUUGAUACGCUAAUUAGUCUGUGCGGUGCACCCACAGAUCUCAUUGACUCCAACGGUUGCACGGCGUUGCAUUAUGCGGUGACACUGGGGCAUGCGGAUGCGACUGCGCGUCUGCUCGAUCUGGAGGCGGAUCCGAAUCGACAGGAUCGCAAGGGUCGCACACCAGCCCACUGUGGCUGCUCCAAGGGUCAGUUCGAGACGUUAAAGUUACUUAAGGAGCGUGGCGCCAAUCUCUGGCUACGCAAUGCCAAAGGUGAUCUGCCGCUGCAUGAGGCAGCUGCCUCGGGAAGACGCGAACUCCUCGAAUGGCUUUUGUCACAGCGGCCCAAGCAGGUGAACACUACCAGCAACGAUGGCCGGAAUCUGUUGCAUAUCGCUGCCGCUAACGAUUAUACGGACAUGUGCAAGAUGGUCUUGGACUAUGGUGGCGAUGUGAAUGCCUUGUAUCGCAAUUCGCGGGGCAUUGUUAUGACGCCGCUUGAUGCUGCACUGCAGCGCGGACAUCGCUCGACAGCUAAGUUUUUGCAGGCCCAUGGGGGUCAGCCUUCGAGUAAGCUGAGACUCGCAGCGCGACGUGGUAAUCCAUUUCAUGAGGCCAACGCUGCGGAUCUGGUGCGACCGUUAAAGUAUGUGGAGAAGGAGGAGCUGCAUGAUUUGCGCAGCUCCAAGAAGUAUGUCGUCUAUCUCAAACGCACUGAUUCCGAUAAUGGCGCGUCACAGAUAGAAAAUGAGGAUGGGGAACAGGAUGCCGAGUGCAGCUGCACAGAGCAAUCGUAUCGCAAGGAGCAACGGAUUGAGCACAUCUGUCGACGCCAUAAGCGACGUCAGCUGCGACGACGCACCAACAGCUGUGGCGAGCACCAGCACGAGAAGUGCAACGAUAUUUGUCGCUCCAAGAGCAACAUUGAGAUAAGCCGACGCAAGCCCAGAGAACGCCGCACCAGCUACAGCAGCGAUGGCGAGAACGAUGAUGAUGAGGAUGAUGAGGACUCCUGCGAGAACUGCUGCUAUCACAAGCGCCAGAAGCAGCGUGUGGUGCAUCGCAAGCGAUCGACACCAUCGCAUAGGUCCAGGCAGCUGCCUGGAAGUGAGGAGAAUGACAGCAAGGAGCUUAGUGGAUCACCCAAGCAGAUUGAGCACAAAGUGCCCAUUAUGCAGGAGGAGCAGGCAGAUAAUGCCAAUGAACAGGCUUCUGAACCAAUCAGCAAGGUUCGAAUGCCAACAGAAACAUCCGGGGCUACCAAAGAGGGCACCUUCAUUAAGUCCCCACCACAGAGUGCCACAAGCGAGAGGCCAGUUGCUGCGGAUUUGGACAGCUUGAAAGUGACAGAGAGCCAUGCUAUGGAACUAACGGAUGAGGAGCAGGAAGCAGCCAAGUCGGUGAUAACCCAAGUGGAUGUCCAUCACGAUGCUGAGUUGCAUUCAUCAAAGUCUUCCGAAGAGGCUCCCGUACCCGAGCCAGUCGCGAAAGAUGCCAAGCGAGAGUUAAGCGAGGAGGAUACAAAAUUGGUGUCCACUGAGGUCGAACAGAUGAUCAAAAUAGCUGCCACUGCACUAAGCAGCGAGUCAAAAAGCUCCACGGAAGAGGCAUCCGUAAAGGACAAAUCCGCAAGCGACGAGCAAAUUGAGCUCCCAUUAAAUGAAGCUACGGAUAAUUCCAGUUCCGCUGCUGCCUUAACCAAAACAGACACAGCUCCCACAGGACCUGCCGAAGCAGUAACUACUGCCACACCUUCUGUUGAGCCCGUUGAGGUUUCUAAGCUCCCAACCGCCGAACAACCGCAGUCAGAUAUCAAGCAGCCGUCUCUCUCCGCGUUAGAGCCUGGCAAAAAACUGGUGCCGACGGCGGCUGCCGAGCCCAAAAGUGAGACAAAAGAAUUGCCACUUACAACGCAACCAACCAAACCGCAAGCUGAGCCCAAAAAUUCGCAACAAAAGCUGCCAUCCCAGCAGCAGAAGGAACAGCAGCAAGAGCAGCCUCCCCCGCAGCAACCACAACGGGAACAGGAAUCUCGACGUUCAUUUACGCUUUUGCCUUCUGAUUCAGCUGAUGAUGAGCCAGCGGCAACUGCUGUUCCUGCCUCUGAUGAGCCCGAACGCAAAUCGAGCUUCCAAGUGCUUAAGAGCGACGACUCCAUGGGUGAUGUGGAGCAAUCAACGCGUCCACCUGAAGUUACUUUCAGUGGUGGCAAUCAGGUCUUUCAAGUGAUGCCUGAUAGCACCGCAGCAGCCAGCUCCAAACUGCCCAGCGUCUCUGAGCUGGAUAAAAUCAAUUAUGAGUACGAGGAAUUCGAUGAUGAUGGGGCUGAUGAUGACGAUAUCGAUGAUGGCGAUGACGUUGAUCCCGAGCACGACAGUGCCUUGCGUCGAUUUCUCAGCACUCGUCAUGGAGUGGGGAGUGGCGAAAUGGAUGCCAAAAGCGAUGCUACUGCAGUCGCUGGAGUCUAUGAUGGACUGGCCAAUGGACGCAAGCGUCGCCUGAAAAAGAGGGUGCGCAGUGGUGCCAAAACACGCAGCAACUGGAAGCAUGCACAGGAGUCAAGGGACGGCACAGAUGUCUUGGCCACCACUAGCAAGGAUCAGGAUUCCGGGUUCGAGCCGAGUCCACGUGCUGAGCGCACCAAGAUACCAACGCCGAGAACAUCCCACACGGCCAUGCCACGUCGUCUCAUCUAUGCCACGCUGGACGGACGCUCCUGCAGCAGUCGCCUGGAGAAUCGAAAGCCCGGGGACAAAGGUGCAUGCGAUAUGGGCGCGGUGACACGCUCCAUUCAAAGGAAUAUCCGCAGAUACUACAUGGAGCGCAAGAUCUUUCAGCAUCUGCUUGAGCUCAAGUCGCUGCAGAUACGCUCCAACAAGCUGAACGAGGCAGUGCUGGUGAAGCGUGCCGUCGACGACUAUCACAAAUCGUGCGUGCUGCUGGGCGGUGAAACUGGCACAAGGCUCAGACGUUACAAUUUCAGCGAGUAUACGUUCAAAAACUUUGAGCUGUUCCUGUACGAGACGCUCAAGGGAUUGCAGAAGCCGGGCACCAACAAUUUUCAAAACAUCAACGAGGUGUACGAGGAGGCGGAGCGGCGCUUGAGUCCCGACUACAAUGCGUACGAGAAGGCGCUGCAGUGCACCACGAAGACACAUCGCUGCCUACACGCGGCACAUGCCUACACGGGCAUACCCUGCGCCGCCUACAUUCCCAUGAUGAAUCACCACACGAUGCCCAAGUUUGGGUUUGGACCGUACAAGAAGGCCGGAAGCGUUAGUAGUUUUUAUCUGCCAAAAAUACUGACCACUGGCCGCGCCUCCAGCGGGCGUGGAGGCAGCGGCGUUGGCGUUGGCAUCGGCGUCGACGUCGGCUUUGGUGGCAGCGGCAAAUGUAGCCACAAAGUUGCUCUGGAGUUGUCGCACGGAAAGAGUAAACAACUAAUUUCACUGCCAGCGGAUAAGUUGGACAGCAAUAAACGUUACUAUGUGACGUUUACAGUUAAAGAUACGCCGGGACAGACCGCUACAAUCGAGACGCAUAAACAAAACCAGCACCAUUAUCUUCAGCAACAACAAACACAACAACAACAACCACAACAGCAAUCAAGUGUUCCAAAUGGCAAGUAGCAUGCGGCGUAUACGUAAUAGGACAUUGCCUAAGCCGCGGGCGUUGGCUUGUGUGGUUUUUGAGCGCGACAUUGCCCAUACGCAGUGUGUGUGCGCUGCUGCCUCAGCAUCAUCAGGCAUCGUGCCACACGCGUCACACAUCAGGCGGCAUCAGGCAGCGGCAAGCAGCAUCAGCAUCUGCUACGCCGCUGCGCCAAAUGCAUUAAAACAA